CCCGCACCGGCCCUAAUGAGAACAAGCUGGCCGGCGGCGCUGGCAGCCAGUGAGCUCGGGGCGGAGGAGGAGGAGAGGGAGGAGGAGGAGGAGGAGGAGGAGGAGGAGGAGGGCUGCGGGCCGGGCCGCGGCAGAAAGGGGGCCAGAGGCGAGGCGCGCGGGAGCGGCCCGUCGUCCCGCCGCCCUCGGGCGCUGCCGGAGGUGCCCGCUGCUGAGGGAGGGCCGGAGCGGCGCGGCACGAUGGCGCGGCGGCUGGCGCUGGGCGCCCUGCUGCUGGCGGCCUCGGCGGCGGCGGCCUCGGGGCCGGGGGCGGCCCUGGGCGACGCCGGGGGCAGCGGGGACGGCGAGGAGGCCGCCGCGGCGUCGGCCGCCGGCCCCCCGGCCCCGCCGCCGACGGGGAGCGCGGCGCCCGGCGAGGCGCCCGGCGGCCUGGCCGCCUUCCUGCGCGAGUACCUGCUGCUGGCGGCCGUGGCCGGCUCCCUGGCGCUGGUGCUGCUCUUCGUCGUCUGCGCCGCCCUCCUGGUGCGCCGCAAGCACAAGGCGGCCGCCUACUACCCCUCCUCCUUCCCCAAGAAGAAGUACGUGGACCAGCGCGACAAGGCCGGCGGCGCCCGGGCCUUCAGCGAGGUGCCCGACAAGGCCGCCGAGCCCGGCGCCCCCGAGCCCGCCGACGGCGCCCGGCAGCUCCGCGACGACAUCCUGGCCGCCGCGCAGAGCCUGCGCCCGCCCGCCGCCCGCCCCGACGCCAAGGCCCCCGCCGGCGAUGGCGACGGCGACGCCGAGCCGCCUCGCGACGGGCAGGCCCAGGAGGCCGCGGCGGGCGGCGAGGGCCCCCCCGGCGUCUAGCGGCCCUGCAGGCCCGGCCCCCCCCCCUCGCCGCCACAGCCGAGACGUGGCCGCGGGCCGGGCCGGGGAGACCCGCCGCUCGCCUGGACGGACAUUUUCCGCGGGGAGCGCGUGCCCCGUGAGCGAGCUUCCUCGCAAAUGCCGUUUUUUUGGAUCAUUAUCGGCAUCCCGUCAAAUGAAGGACUUCUUCUGGCCGAGGAAUUGCAUCCCCCAGCGGGGAGGGGGGUUUGGGAUGGCACCCCCCCCCCACCUCCAUGCCUGCCCUAGCAAAGGCUUCACGGAUAUUUAUGGCUUUCCGCGGCGUUUUUGCUCUCCCGCGGGCUCGCGGAGGGGCCCGGGAGCGCCCGCCCGGGCGGCCUGACUCCCAGCGGUUCCCGGCGCUCAGGGUCUCCAUCAGGGAUUAAAAAAAAAAAAAAGACGGGAAACCCUGAGCCAGCCCGUGCCCAGCCGGCGGAGGGACGAGGGGCUACAGCAAAGCCCCGUCCUUUCGUCUCCGCGCCCCAGACGUCGCGGCCCCCUUCGGAAGAGCUCAGCGAUCUGAACGGCCAUGGGGCGGGGGGCGGCGUUUUGUCUGAUUUUCCUACCCCCCCCUCGGCUUUUAAUAAAGACAUUUCCUAUGCAAA
Messenger RNA from Dromaius novaehollandiae (emu), 1469 nucleotides. RefSeq names its product transmembrane protein 119 (gene TMEM119). The record is from RefSeq and is a predicted model, not a curated record. NCBI's taxonomy places the organism in Eukaryota, Metazoa, Chordata, Aves, Casuariiformes, Dromaiidae. Gene Ontology annotation, cellular component: plasma membrane. Bases 16 to 846 code for a protein of 276 amino acids. Gene Ontology annotation, biological process: positive regulation of osteoblast proliferation; positive regulation of bone mineralization; positive regulation of osteoblast differentiation. The transcript is spliced from 2 exons.